CGUUCCUCCCUGCGACUUUGGCGGACUUGCUUUCUUUGUCUCCUCUACUCUUUUCCUCUCUCACGUAAGAUACUCCUUCUCUCCCGUUCCUCCCUGAAACCCAUGGAGGCCUUCCUGAGAUCUAAGGAGUCUCCCUGCAAGAAGAGUGAAGAAGAUGGAAGUCAGGCUCUGAAACGCUUCCAAUCUCUCAUCGGCAAAUGCGAACUUCGCCAUUGCACGGACAGUUUCCUCAUCGUAAGGAUUGCUAAACCACAAUCUGAUAUCGCCACAGAAGAUCUUCCGAAGCACGCAGCAGAAGAAUCGAUCAGCGUCAAGGAAGGGAAUGAAGCUUCUUUUAGUACUUACAUCCCUAUGAUUUUGAGGGUUGUGGCCAUCAAUGUCAAUUCUGAUCUCUUAUCCCAGAAUAGCAUUCAGUUCCUCAAGCUUUUCAAUGAAAUGAAGAAAGAAUCAAAAGUGGGACAUCUAAUUAUUCAGAUUGAAGCAUCUGAGGAAGAUGCCUUUGCUGGUCUUCUAGAGUGCAUAUACUUCCCCACCCAGUUUGAAUCCCCAUCUUCUUAUGCAGAGAUUGUGGAUCUGCUAUCGAUGUCAGAAAAGUACCAGGCUCUCUCAUGUGCUAAGAAAUGCAUCAGCCUGCUGACUGAGAGACCAGAAUGGGCACUUUCCUGCUUUGAGCUUGCUGCAAAAGUGCACUGGGUUGAUCUAAGUCACUUGCUGACCAAGUCAGUGAAGCAGUACUUUAAUUACAACCCUUGUCACUUAAUCAGCCACAAGAAUGAACUCCUGAAGCUACACUUUGUUGGAAUUGAGGCACCUCUUCAGCGGCGUUUGCUCUUGAUGUGGAAACUGAGGAUGUUAUCUAUCAAUUCAUACUGGACUGGGCUAAGACCCAUUGCCAGAAUCCCAGAGGACUGCUGCUCUGCCAAGGAAUUGCACCUUGAAAGCUUUAUCCACUUCCCUUAUCUGGCAUGCCAUAAGCUGGAAGAGGCGCUGCAAUAUGAAUACUUCGACCGAGAAUCCAUAAAACAAGGCUGUCAUUGA
Molecule: messenger RNA, 1038 nt
Organism: Phoenix dactylifera (date palm)
Lineage: Eukaryota; Viridiplantae; Streptophyta; Magnoliopsida; Arecales; Arecaceae
Source: RefSeq, a predicted model, not a curated record